Stereum hirsutum FP-91666 SS1 is the source of this 1322-nucleotide messenger RNA. RefSeq names its product oxidoreductase. NCBI's taxonomy places the organism in Eukaryota, Fungi, Basidiomycota, Agaricomycetes, Russulales, Stereaceae. Gene Ontology annotation, molecular function: nucleotide binding. The transcript is spliced from 3 exons. The record is from RefSeq and is a predicted model, not a curated record. Bases 1 to 1134 code for a protein of 377 amino acids.
AUGUCCUCCCCCACCCAUCCUAUCCGGGUAGCAUUGAUCGGCCUGCCUGGAACAGCACCCGAGCGCCAGCAAGGAACUGCUUGGACUGCGAACGCUCACCUGCCAUAUUUACUCAAUUCGGAACACUACGAGAUCGUCGCCUUGUGUAAUACUUCCGUUGAACGAGCCAAGGAAGCCGUCAAGCUGCAUGGCCUCCCCGAGACCACAAAGACAUACGGCAACCCCGAAGAUGUCGCCGCUGAUCCUGAUAUUGACCUCGUCGUCUCCAGCGUUCGAGUAGAGAGACACUUCCCCACUGCCGCACCAUCUCUCCGCGCCGGCAAGGCCGUAUUCGUUGAAUGGCCAAUAGGCUCCAACCUUGCUGAAGCCGAAGAGCUGGCCGAGUUGGCCAAACAACACCACGCGAAGAACCUCGUCGGCCUCCAGGGCAAAUUCUCUCCUGUUGUUCAAAAACUCAGGGAGCUUGUACGGAGCGGGCGAAUCGGGAAGGUGCUGAGCAGCUCUUAUCUUGCUACGGUCGGUACCGACGUCCCAACUGCGAAGGACGACGUUUCGUAUUUCGUGGAGAGAGCUGUGGGCACAAAUCCCUUGACUACCACCUUUGGACAUUCAAGCGAGUACAUACAAUACGUGCUCGGUGAAUUCGCAUCCUUCGACAGUUUGCUCCUGAACGGCCAACCUCUCGUUGACAUCGUUGACCGCGAUGGGAAACUCGACUGGGAUGACGCGCACAACCAAGACGAUCCCGCUCAGAUCGUUGUCCAAGCGAAGACAGAGCGCGGGUCUGUCGUAACCUUCUUCCUCCGCCACGGUAAACCUCUACCGGGCAAACAUAUCAUGGAGUGGCGUAUCUUCGGGCAGGACGGCGAGCUAAGAGUGACAUCACCAACCCCCUUCCUGAACGUCGGCCAUCCAGAUACGAAGAUCGAACUACACGACCACAAGACGGGGAAGAUCGAGACGGUGGACUGUGGCGAAGACGAGUUAGCACAUUUACCGUUGGCGGCGAGGAACAUCGGGAGGAUGUAUGAGGCGUUCUGGAAGGGUGAGGAAGGAGUGCGGGAUUUCGACCUGGCGGUGAAGAGGCAUCGGAUGAUUGAGGAGAUGUGGCGUCGGUACGACGCGCAUUUGUGAUCUGGAUGUUCGUUGGCAUCGGCAUUUUGCUUGUCUUCUUGGGUCGAGUCUCUUGUGGUGUAUACCCUUCAUCUGCGCGGGUCGCUCGAUUGUACGUUAGUUCUUCUCUGGCUCUUUGCUUCCGAUCUGGCCUGCUACUCUACUUGUAUAACUGUUUCGGUAAUAGACUGAGUCAUGGCCGUCUUCAC